Aspergillus caelatus is the source of this 1332-nucleotide messenger RNA. RefSeq names its product AMP-activated serine/threonine-protein kinase regulatory subunit SNF4 (gene snf4). Bases 1 to 1332 code for a protein of 443 amino acids. The transcript has 6 exons. The record is from RefSeq and is a predicted model, not a curated record. Lineage: Eukaryota; Fungi; Ascomycota; Eurotiomycetes; Eurotiales; Aspergillaceae.
AUGCCGAUGGCGGACAAGAACCCCACGGGCAGAAUCAGACUGCCGCCCAGACCCGCCACGACGACGACCAACGACACUACUGUUGCUGCUCCUUCUCCCGCUUCCCCCAUUACUACGACGACUCCAAUUACCACUUCCAUCCGCAACACCAACAAUCUCACCUCCAUCCCUAGUCGUCACCCUGUGUCUGGUCACGAGGGAGGUUUUGUGCAGCCCUCCUCAUACCUCCGCCCGCGCGGUCUUUCGCAUCCAAUGCCCCCAACCCAGCCCGAAAGGGCGAUCGAUCGGGAAGAGCGACAGGGCCUACGUGCCAUUCGCAACUUCCUCAAAGUCCGUAACAGUUACGAUGUCCUUCCGCUCAGCUUUCGGCUUAUCAUCUUCGACACCUCUUUGUCAGUGAAAGAGAGUUUGAAUAUCUUAAUCCAGAAUGGCAUGUACUUCCCUUGUUUGGUGGAUAGUGCGGUGCGCCGUGUCCCCUGCCCGUUAUUCUUCCGCGAAAGGGUGCGACGUCGCAAACGGGCUAUUCGAUGCAUCGUGUCAGCUCCAUUAUGGGACUCUAAAACCUCGACUUUCGCGGGUCUUCUCACCACCUCCGAUUACAUCAAUGUCAUUCAAUACUAUUUUCAGAACCCCGCAGCUUUGGGUGAAAUAGAUCAAUUCCGACUGGACAGCCUCCGAGAGGUAGAAAAAGCUUUAGGGGUUGCUCCGCCGGAGACCAUUUCUAUCGAUCCGGAAAGGCCUCUCUAUGAAGCCUGUCGGCGCAUGCUUGACUCUCGGGCUCGACGAAUUCCUUUGGUUACUAAUGAUAGUCAAACGGACAGAUCACAUGUCCUGAGUGUAGUUACACAGUACCGUAUCUUGAAGUUCGUCGCCGUCAAUGUCAGUGAGACACAGAAGCUGCGCAGACCCCUGGGGGAGAUAUUGCUAGGCAGCUAUGAAAAUGUAGCAACAGCAUCAAUGGAUACGCCUGUUAUCGAUGUAAUCCAUAUCCUUGUGGAGCGGAGCAUAUCGAGUGUGCCUAUUGUAAAUUCGGAAGGUGUUGUGUACAACGUCUUCGAAUCAGUUGAUGUUAUCACAUUGAUCAAAGGUGGUGUAUACGAUGACUUAAGCCUAACGGUUGGAGAGGCGUUGAAAAAGCGGUCCCCAGAUUUCCCUGGUAUCUAUACAUGCUCGUUGAAUGAUGGUCUGGAUACUAUCUUUGACACAAUUCGCAAGUCUCGUGUUCACCGCCUGGUAGUGGUGGACGAAAACUUCCGACUAAAAGGCGUUCUCACAUUGAGUGAUAUUCUGCAAUAUAUCCUUCUAGAAGGCGAAAACGACGAAUCGUCUUGA